GUGCCCGGGUCCCGCCGCCCCGCCGGCGGCGCGCAGGAACGGCGGUGCGCCCCCGCCCAGCCGGCGCGCGCGUGGUCUCCGCACCUCGGGUCCACGUGAUUUCCCGGCAGCGGCCUCCGGCUCCCGGCACUGCCCCGCAGCUCUCCGCGCUGGCUUUCAGUUUCGUGCGCAGCGCGCUGGGGAAGGAGCGCAGCCGCAGCCUGCCCUGUGGAAACAACCUGAAAAUCAGCUCAUAGCACAAGACUUGGCCCAGGUACUCAUGAGACCAUCUCUGCAGACACUCUCGAACGUCUAGGAUGAACCGGGAAGCCAAGGAUGGUUACCCUUAAAGAGCUUGAUGCUGUACCCCGAGGGGAUCGAACACUAACGGUAGAAAUAAAGGCGUUGUGUCAGACCGGCAGGAGGACACAUUUGAAGAUGAAAGGACUUCCACAGAAAUGAUACCGUCCAGGCGCACCUCACUUCCGCCUGACCCCUUGUUGUCCUGGCUGAUUUCUUCAUGGACAUCAUGGACUUUGAACACUGUAGCCCGGAAAAGAAGCUGCGUCCUAGGCCAUAACCACAUCCUCUUACCAAGAUCACACAAAGUCCGGGGACUUGUCUGGUGCCAUCUAGGGCUCCAAGGCCUCAGAAAUGUACUGACCUGACAGGUGAUAAAUCUCAAUUCUGAGCCUGGCUCUGCCAUGGACUUUCAGUAUGACUUUGGGUACAUCCUUUCCCCUCCUUGGCCUCAGUCUUCCCGUCUGUUCAGUGGGGAUGGUGAUCCCUGCCUGCCCCAUGGAUGUGAGCAUGUUUCAUGAAUUCUGAAGCUCUGUGUCUGAGAGAGGAUCUAUUGCCAUCAGUCCAGUUGCCAAGGGCCAGCUCCUCAUGGACCCCGUUAGCCUCCAGCUGGGCACCAAGAACCUGUGGAGCUUGCUCGUGAGGCUGCUCAGCAAAGACCCACAAUGGCUAAAUGCCAAGGUGAAGUUCUUCCUCCCCAAGAUGGACCUGAGCUCCAGGAGCAAGGCCGAGGAUGCCACGCAGGGUGUCAUGCUACAGCUCAACAGACUGUACACUCAAGGUCAGGCCACUUGGCAGGCGUUCAUCCACUGUGUGUGCAUGGAACUUGACGUGCCGCUGGACCUGGAGGUGCCGCUGCUGAGCACUUGGGGCCAUGGAGACGGGUUCCCCAGCCAGCUGGAAACUGGUGAAGAAAGCCAACCUGAAUCUCAGCUCCACCACGGUGAGAGCUGGGGUUGUGGAGCAGGAGGGGGUGGCCUCAAGCGGCCUCAUCAGAGCUGUGGGUCCUCACCCCGCCCGAAGCAGUGUAGGAAGCAGCAGCUAGGUGGGUACGAAGAGCUGGCCAAGAGGUACCUGCAGCUGCUGAGGAGUUCUGCCCAGCAGCGCUAUGGCAGCAGGACGCGCCGGCCAGGGCAACCCCUUGCCUUCCACCAGGCCUAUAUCCCGCCAAUCCUGCAGUGGAGCCGGGCCACAGCACCCUUCAACACUCAGGAGGGGGCCAUCCUGGGGGACCCCAAGGCAGAAGAUGGCACUGAGGCGAGCAUCCUGGACCUCUUCAACACCAAGGCCGACAAGGGUCCGAGGGUGACGGUGCUCCUGGGGAAGGCGGGCAUGGGCAAGACCACACUAGCCCACCGGCUCUGCCAGAAGUGGGCUGACGGCCAGCUGGACCGCUUCCAGGCCCUGUUCCUUUUUGAAUUCCGCCAGCUCAACCUGAUCACAGAGCUCCUGACGCUGCCCCAGCUUCUUUUUGAUCUGUACCUGAGCCCCGAGGCAGGCCCCGACUUGGUCUUCCAGUACCUGGAGGAGAAUGCUAAGGGAGUCCUGCUGAUCUUUGACGGACUGGACCAGGCCCUCCACCCCCAUUCCAGCAAGGACACUGCAGGUCCUGAGGCCCCAAGUCCAGCCCUUGCCCUCUUCUCCGGGCUCUGCAAAGGGACCCUCCUGCCUGGCUGCUGGGUAUUGGCCACCUCCCGUCCAGGGAAGCUGCCCGACUGUCUGCCCACGGAGGCAGCCAUGGUCCACAUGUGGGGCUUUGACAGGCCACGGGUGGAGGAGUACGUGGGCCACUUCUUCAGUAACCAGCCGUGGCAGGAGGCAGCCCUGGCAGAGCUGAGGGAAAACAGACAUCUCCAGAGCAUGUGCGCGGUGCCCGCAGUAUGCCAAGUCACCUGCCUCUGCCUCUACCAUCUGCUCCCAAGCAGCUCUCCAGGCCAAUCUGCGGCCCUUCUGCCCACCGUGACUCAGAACUAUGUGCAGCUGGUAUCUACCCUCGGCCCCCGUGGGCACCCGCUUCCUGAGUCCCUGCUGGGCCUCAGUGAGGUGGCCCUGAGGGGUCUGGAGACCGGGAAGGUUAUCUUCUCUGUAGGAGACAUCCCUCCCCCCAUGAUGGCCUUUGGGGCUGCCCUUGGCUUGUUGACCUCCUUCUGCAUCUGCACAGGCCCUGGGCACCAGGAGACUGGCUAUGCCUUCACCCACCUCAGCCUGCAGGAGUUUUUUGCCGCCUUGCACCUGAUGGCCAGCCCCGAGGUGGACAAAAAUGCACUUGCCCACUAUGUCACCCUCAGUUCUCGCUGGGUGCUGCGGACCAAAGCUAGACUGGGCCUCUUAGACCACCUCCCCACCUUCCUGGCUGGGCUGGCAUCCCGCGCCUGCUGUCCCUUCCUCAGCCACGUGGCACAGAGGGACGAGGUGUGGGUGGGUGCCAGGCAGGCUGAGGUGAUGCAGGCCUUGAGGAAGUUGGCCACCCGCAGGCUCACGGGACCGAAGGUUGUGGCACUCUGUCACUGCGUGGGUGAGACCCAGGAGCCUGAGCUGGCCAGCCUCAUGGCCCAAAGCCUCCCCUGUCACCUGUCCUUCCACAAUUUCCCACUGACCUAUGCUGACCUGGCUUCCCUGAACAACAUCCUGGGGCACAGGAAUGCCCCCAUCCAGCUGGAUUUUGAAGGCUGCCCCCUGGAGCCCCACUGCCCUGAGGCCCUGGCAGGCUGUAAGCAGGUAGAGAAUCUCAGCUUUAAGAGCAGGAAGUGUGGGGACGCCUUUGCAGAAGCCCUCUCCAGGAGCCUGCCGACAAUGGGGAGCCUGAAGAAGCUGGGGUUAGUGGGAAGUAAGAUCACUGCCCAAGGCAUCGGCCGCCUGGUGCAGGCUUUGCCCCUCUGUCCACAGCUGGAAGAGGUCAGUUUUCAGGACAACCAGCUCAAGGACGGGGUGUUGCUGAACAUUGUGGAGGUGCUUCUUUGUUUGCCGCGGCUCCAGAAGCUUGACCUGAGCCGCAACAGUGUCUCCAUGUCAACCUUACUCUGCUUGACAAAGGUAGCAAUCACAAGCCCUGCUGUCAGGAUGCUGCAGGUCAGGGAGGCGGACCUCAUCUUCCUUCUUUCCCCGCCCACGGAGACAGCUGCCGAACUUCAAGGGGCAUCAGACCUACAGGGAAAUGCCAGCCAGAGGAAAGAGGCUCAGAGCAGAAGCCUGGCACUCAGGCUUCAGCAGUGUCAGCUCAGGGUCCAUGAUGUGCAGGAACUCAUAGCCCAGCUCCAGGAAGGCCCCCACCUGGACAAAGUGGACCUCUCAGGGAACCAGCUGGACAAUGAAGGCUGUCGGCUGAUGGCAGAGGCUGCAGCCCAGCUGGACAUCACCAGGAAUCUGGACCUCAGCGACAACGGGCUGUCUGUGGAUGGGGUGUAUGGUGUCCUGAGCGCAGUGAGCAUGUGCCAGACCCUCGCAGAGUUACACAUCAGCCUGCUGCGCAAAACGGUGGUCCUCACGUUUGCCCUGGAGCAGGAGGAACAGGGAGGGAUCCAGGAGAGGGCUGCACUCCGUGACGGCCUUAUGCGGCAGAUGCCCUGUGAGCUGCCCCCGCACUCCACAAGGAUCAGGCUGACACACUGUGGCUUGCAAGCCAAGCACCUAGCACAGCUCUGCAGGGCACUGGGAGGAAGCUGUCGCCUCAGUCACCUUGACUUCUCAGGCAACGCUCUGGGGGACGAAGGCGCGGCCCAGCUGGCUCAGCUGCUCCCAGGGUUGGGCACUCUACAGUCCUUGAACCUCAGUGAGAACGGCUUGUCCCUGGAUUCGGUGUUCAUUUUGACCCAGUGCUUCUCAACUCUGCAGUGGCUUUUCCACCUGGAAGUCAACUCUGAGAGCCAGCACGUCGUCCUGAGAGGUGACAGAAGAGGCAGGGAUCAGUUGGCUGGUGGACCUUUGCCAGAGUUCCCAGCGGGAGCCCGGUUCUCCGCGUUUGAUCAGCGCUGCAUCCCCAGGAGCAUCUGCCUCCAGCAGUGUCUGCUGGAGCCCCUGAGCCUCACCCACCUCUGUGAGACUCUGGAGAAGUGCCCGGGGCCUCUGGAAGUCAAGUUGUCCUGUGAGGUCCUGAGUGACCAGAGCCUGGAGACCCUGCUGAACCACUUGCCCUGGCUCCCCCAGCUAAGCCUGCUGCAGCUGAGUGAGACAAGGCUGUCCCCAAGGAGCCCCCUCAUGCUGGCCGACCUCUUCAGCCUGUGCCCGCAGGUUCAGAAGGUGGAUCUCAGGUCCCUGUAUCACACAACCCUGCGCUUCAGGUCUAGCGAGGAGCAGAAAGGCGAGUACUGUGGCAGGUUCACGGACUGUGCCCUCAGUCGGGAGCAUAUGGAGCCACUGUGUUGGUUGCUGAGCAAAUGCGAGGACCUCAACCAGCUGGACCUCUCAGCAAACCUGCUGGGUGACGACGGGCUCCAGUGCCUACUGGAAUGUCUGCCUCAGUUGCCCAUCUCCGCUUCUCUUGAUCUGAGUCACAACAGCAUCUCCGUGGAAGGUGCUCUGUGCCUGGUGAAGACUCUCCCCUCCUGCCCACGCGUCCGGGAGGCCUCCGUGAACCUGGGCUCUGAGCAAAGCUUCUGGAUCCACUUCUCCCGACAGGAGGAGGCCGGGAAGACAUUACGGCUGAGCCAGUGCAGUUUCAGGCCAGAGCACGUGCCCAGGCUGGCCACCGGCCUGAACCAGGCCCUGAAGCCGACAGCGCUCACGCUAACCCAGUGCUGCCUGGGCCUGAAGCAGCUGACUGUUCUCCUGAGUCUGGUGAGGUGGCCCGUGGGAGUGUUCAAUCUCAGGGUGGAGGAACCAUGGGUAGGCAAAGCCGGGGUCCUCGCCCUGCUGGAAGUUUGCACCCAGGCCUCAGGCAACAUCACGGAAAUCAGCAUUGCCGAGGCCCAGCAGCAACUCUGUCUCCAGCUGGAGUUUCCCCGCCAGGAGAACCCAGAGGCCGUGGCCCUCAGGUUGGCUCAUUGUGACCUUGGGACCCACCACAAUCUUCUUGUCUGGCAGCUGAUGGAGACAUGUGCCAGGCUGCGGCAGCUCAGCUUGUCCCAGGUGAACCUCUGCGACACCAGCUCCCUGCUGCUGCAGAGCCUCCUGCGGUCCCUCUCUGAGCUGAAGACAUUCCGGCUGACCUGCAGCUGUGUGAGGUCCGAGGGCCUGGUGCACCUGACAUCGGGUCUGAGCCACUGCCUCCACCUGGAGGAGCUGGACUUGUCCAACAAUCAAUUUGGCGAGGAGGGCACCAGAGUGCUGAUGGGGGUCCUCGAGGGCAAGUGCUGGCUGAAGAGGCUGGACCUCAGCCAUCUCCCACUGGGAGGCUCCAUCCUGCCCAUGCUCACUCAAAGACUGAGACACAUGACCCUCCUGCAGAGCCUCCGCUUGAGCCACAACCAGAUUGGAGACACCGGUGCCCAGCUCUUAGCUGCCGUCCUACCGUGGCUGCCGGAGCUCAGGAAGAUAGACCUCUCAGGAAAUGGCAUUGGCCCAGCUGGGGGAGUGCAGUUGGCAGAAUCUCUCAGCCUUUGCAGGCAUUUGGAGGAGCUGAUGCUUGGCUGCAAUGCCCUGGGGGAUGCCACAGCCCUGGGGCUGGCCCAGGGACUGCCUCGACACCUGAGAAUCCUGCACCUGCCAUCUAGCCGUCUGGGCCCAGAGGGGGCGCUGAGCCUGAGCCAGGCCUUGGACGGAUGCCCAUAUGUGGAAGAGGUCAGCUUGGCAGAGAACAGUCUGGCCAGAGGGAUCCCACAAUUCUGUCAGGGGCUCCCACUGCUCAGGCGGAUAGACCUGGUUUCAUGUGAUAUUGACGACCACACUGCCAAGCCCCUCGCUGCCAGCCUGCUUCUCUGCCCGGCCCUGGAAGAAAUUCUGUUGUCCUGGAAUGUGCUCGGGGACGAGGCGGCUGCCGAGCUGGCCCGGGUCCUGCCGCAGAUGGGCCGGCUGAAGAGAAUGGACCUGGAGAAGAAUCGGAUCACAGCUUGUGGAGCCUGGCUCUUGGCUGAAGGGUUGGCGCAAGGGUCUGGCAUCCAAGUCAUUCGCCUCUGGAACAACCCCAUUCCCCCCGACACGGUGCGGCGUCUGCAGAGGCAGGAGCCCAGGCUGGACUUCGCUUUCUUUGACAAGCAGCCGAAAGCCCCUUGGGGUACUUGAUGGCCCCCUCAAGGUCCUUCGAAUACAGCCAAGUGAAGCCAGCUUCCACCCACCAGGACUGAGGGCUCAGGAAAAGAGCCGCAGCUGGGUGCCCCUGUAUGCUGCCCUAGGAGGGCGGGGCCUAUUUGUCUUGCUACAGUCUUCAAGAAGGGCCCAAAGCCUGGUGUGGCCAAUAGACUACCCUGCAUCACAUGUGAUAUUCAUGAGCAGUCGGGGACAUGUCGCACAAUGAGAGUGUCGUGAUGUGAUGGGUGACACAGGUCGCCCGUGGCAGAAUUCUAUGCAGCGUUACAUAGAGCUUGCGGUGUGGCCUCGGGGUCAGUGUCAUGGGUCCUAGCACCACACGUGGCAGGACAUAUGAUUUGUGGCUCAUAGAUGGCAUGUGCUAGCUGCUCAUAUUGUAGGAUAUGUGCUGGCAGGAUACCC
Messenger RNA from Panthera uncia (snow leopard), 6861 nucleotides. RefSeq names its product NLR family CARD domain containing 5 (gene NLRC5). NCBI's taxonomy places the organism in Eukaryota, Metazoa, Chordata, Mammalia, Carnivora, Felidae. The coding region runs from base 868 to 6435 and encodes 1855 amino acids. The transcript is spliced from 49 exons. The record is from RefSeq and is a predicted model, not a curated record. Gene Ontology annotation, molecular function: protein binding.